Pseudo-nitzschia multistriata is the source of this 1942-nucleotide messenger RNA. NCBI's taxonomy places the organism in Eukaryota, Bacillariophyta, Bacillariophyceae, Bacillariales, Bacillariaceae. The record is from the annotation of a GenBank genome assembly.
CAUUAAGAAGUAACGGCCACUGAGGGAAGACCUUAAAGCUACUUGUACUGGUAGCACAAAAAACCUACUGCAGUACGUACAGUAAACUUGUUACAAACAAACCGUCCACCUGGAAUCAUCAUCCUCUGAUGUACUAGACGCCGCUCACCACAAAUAUUUUUUCGAAGUCAAGUGCCUCCUUCGACACCCCAUAGGAUAUCAUAUCGAAGAUCAAACAAUAAUACGGUAGAAGAUGGGAAAGAAAGCAAAGUCGACGAAGGGAGCGCUUCGAGCCAAGGAGAGAAAACUCGACAAAUCCACUCUUCCUCCCCCACCAAUUUCGGUAUCUGAGGAGGUAAGAAAUUACUUUGUCGUUGGAGCGAGAAGCMGCACACGAGGGACUUCGUUCAAGUGUAUAUUUUUGUUGUUCWCAGCAAAAGUGUCGACUCACCAGCUUUUCAUCUCUCUACAUCUAGGUUGGUUCGGCAAAGCUCUUGGAKGAGCCUUCUCUCCCUGGGUCGGGAUACAAGGCGCUUGGCCAGGACGGUUACGAUGACGGCGGUGUCGCCGAUUUGACCUUGGUCAUCGAUUUGGACGACAACGUCCUUCGACGCAAGCGGGGUGAAACCGACUACUUUACGUCACUGAAGGCCGACUUGUUGCCCCGUGUCACGAAGGGACCAAUGGCUCACCUUCCAAGACGUGAGCAAAAGAUCAAGCUAGCUAAGCUGCUCUUUUCGGACGAAGAAACCGAAGAAGAUAAAACCCCUUCGGAAGUUUGGGCCGAUAAUUACGAUCCUGAGGAUGAUGACGAUUACGAAACAAAGAAGAACCGAUAUGACAAUCUUGCUUCGGCUCGCAUGGCCCUCAGCCUUAGUAGUGUUCUYAGAGAACCUGCUUGCGCAAGUCUCAGUCUGUCUGAGAUUAGUAAGCGUCGCCUUGCAUGCUACGGAAAAGCAGGAGGCGAAGAUGCUCUCAGAUGUGCCAUCAAGGCAAUUGAAAUUGCCAGCACAGGAUUCUGGGAUCGUGAUGAAAUCGAGUUGGAGGUAAGCAUUAGUUCAGCAGUCCUGUACCGAAAACCUUGGUUUUCCACUUUGAUUUGUAGGCGCAAYGAUGAYAUAUUUUAUUCGAUCCUCACGAUGUUCUUGCGUUGCACUUUACAUCAAUCGUAAUAUCAAUUUGAUUUCAGUGUGAAGAAAGUCCKAAGGUCGAUCCCAAUCACGAGAAAAAUGCAACGGCACCUGGACUUAGUCACCCUGACUCCUUGAAACUUCGACCAAUCCGUGUGUCAGAGCUAUGUCUACGAUCUGCAUACCUCCAUAAGGGAAAUGCAUUGGCUGCUCUUGGUCGCGAGGCCGAGGCCAGAGAAACUUAUCUCAAAGUCAUGCCCAUGCUUGAACCAGAACCUCGUUGUGGCCGCUUAGACUGGGAACGCGUCUCAAUUUAUGUAAAUGUUGGAAACACCUUCAGUCGGGAAGGAGACUUCGAGAAGGCCGAUGAACAGUACGCUAAAGCUGAAGCUCUAGGACGGGAGCACAUUACCGCUUCUGAGGGCAACCAAAUUGAUGGUAUGGGCAUUGUCGUCAUUGCCAUGCGUGCACGUGCUUUCGCCUUGAAAAGAGCUGGCAGAGAGGAUGAGGGAAAGAAGGUUCUAAAGGACGUCAUCGCAAUGCAGAUCAACCUGAACGCCGAAAACGARAAGAARAAGGCAGAACAAAAAGCCGAGGAAGAGAAGAAGGCUGCCGAAUUAAAGGCUGCUGCUGAGGCUAAUGCCAGUGCCUAAGCGCGGCACGCCAACGUGACAUGAAUAUUGAACUGAAGUUUUAUCGACCUUGGCCAUGCGAAUGAAGACAAUCAACAUCAGCCCUACCUUAKUUUUGCGUACGGUUGGUUUAUUGAGGAGAGCAAGUGCAUGGUGACACUAUGUUGACGUUUUUAGCCCAAGUAAACUUUUCUAGAUAUA